AUGGCUUUUACAACCAUCCGACCAAGAAACAGAAGGCACGUUUUAAACGACACUUCAGCUAGUUUAACAUUACAAGACGUGAGAAAAGAAAUCACAAAACAUUUUCAGCAACUUAUGCCCCUCAAGUACUGUACGUCAAGUGAGAAAGUAUGCCCCGCAGGUCCCCCUGGACUUCCUGGUCCCACUGGGGCAAAAGGACCCCGUGGUAGGAGGGGACCAAAGGGGAAAAGGGGGCCUCAAGGUCCCAUGGGACCACCUGGAAAAUCCGGAAAAACAGGAAUGACGGGUCCUGCAGGGCCGAGAGGAGAAAAAGGAGACAAGGGAGAGCCUGGGCCGAAAGGUGUGCCUGGACCGCCUGGAAUGCCUGGAAAAUCGAUAUCUGCUCCACAAGUAAUGUUGUCGCCGGCAGAACGGACACGAGAUGAAGGAACAAAUACAGCUUUUUAUUGUACAGUUGGAGGAAAUCCUCCCCCUGCCGUCGAAUGGCGAUUCAAGGGCAGAAAGCUUCUGUCAGGAGCAAAAUAUUUGAUAAAAGGAGGAGAGUUGAUCGUUAAGAAUCUGAACUACAGGAGGCCACUUGUAAUUUUUCUGUUCGAGGUAAGAUCAGAGAAUAAUUGAAACUUUAUUUUUCAUACUUAGUUGCUUAGUGAUGAUAUAUUUUAUGCCUGUAAAGGGCGCUGACUGGAUCACACCCUUGUUAGUGAUUUUGCUGGCAGAUCUCUUUUUUUCUUUUUUUCUUUUUUUUUCUCUGUUAUUUGUUUGUUUUCGUUUGCUUUUUUAUUCAUUUUUUGUCUUACUUACAAUAAUUUGUACAAACAAUAAUUAUUAUAUAGUAUUUAGUUUUUAAUAUAAUAACGUAAAGGUAACAUAGAAACUCCGUCGUCCAAAAGCUCGCAAUUGUUUUCUAUUCGUCGUUAUAUACAUAUUAUUUGCCGUAUACAUCUUCUGUCAGGUCUUCCAGUCUUCACAAAAGUUCCACCGUCACCCGCCACGCCAGUACAACGCAGUACCUUUCAGGCAGUUUGUCAAGCUGAAGGAUUCCCUCGUCCCGUAAUAAGCUGGAGAAGAGUUGGAAUGCCUUUUCCAGGUGUACGAACUGAGCUAAACAAUGGUACACUAACCAUUAAGAACUUGAUUCUUGCUGACAGCGGUUUGUACGACUGCAUCGCGACGAACGCGAUGGGAACAAAGAAGACCAGAAUCAACGUGGUAGUGCAAAGAAAACCCGGUAAGCUCCGUGAUAUAUUGAAAGUAGUCUUUAAGCAGGGGUUUCAAUGCGGAUUUGAUUUUUUUUCUGAUGUUACGCCGUUCCCUGAAAUCUUCCGCUGAAACAGCCAAAAACGGCGUGCUCCAUUUUCUUUCCACCCGGAUUUCCCGGAAACGUUUUGUGAACAAUAACAAGUAAGUUUCAGCUAUAAAAAAAUUUUAAGGCGGGUCUGCUGCCGAACCAUAUCCCUGGGCGUAAUAUUUAAGGCUUAGAUUUUACUUGAAAAGACAAUAUGCUCCGUGUUGACAUUAUUCAUUAGAGCUUUUAGUCUCAAAAAAUUUUUUUUUCGACGUUUGUUCAGAUUUAGACUCCGCAAUAGUGGGAAAUAACAGAAAUUACUUGAGGAUUUUAAGAGGCUGGCUGUCCCCUGUGGCACGAAGCGUGAAUUCCGCCUGGAAGCGUUGUUGGCGUGCAUCUGUGGACGGCUGGGCUGCAAGUACAUUUCACUCACGAUGUGAUGGCAAAGGACCAACUGUAACAAUAAUAAGGGUCGGGAGAUAUAUUUUUGGAGGAUACACCAGUGUUUCAUGGGGUAAGUGGACAUUAUGAACAGGGAUAAUCUUACUACCGUUACUAGCUUUGUUAUAAAGCUAAAAACAAAGUUACAUAUUGAGGAUACACUGAUAAAAGCGUUGUUUUUAUGGAUCUUCUUCUAGCUUUGCUCUACCUCUUUCCUUCGCAUCCCAUCCCCAUUCUCUCUCCAAGUGUGACGAUAUAUUUAAAGCAUAGACUGCAUAUUUUCUGAAAUGACAGAGUUGCUUGUAGACUAAAUCAUUCAAGGAUCCGGUCCAGUCGGUGACUCCUUUGACAGUGCUUAGGCAUGUAACUGAGGGCGCUUACUGUUUUCAAUUUUUACCUGUUUCACUCUCAAAAUAUCAAAAUGACCUGUUCCAGUGACCAUUUUUUUUGUUGGUGAUUGCCCAUAUUACGGCACUGACCUCUUAAGGAGGUAUUAAAAAGUCAAUUUUUAUCCUGUGUAUUUGAGACAGAGAAAGGAUUACAAAUUUAGAUGUAACUUUCAAAUCAAAAGGAGUAUUACGAUGGAAAGAUUAGAAAUAUCUUUAAAAAACCUAAAAUCGAUGGAAAGAGGAUUAGGGGCAUUGCGAAAUUACUAGAUUCAAACAAACUUUGGAAGGGUGAAAAAAAUAAUUUAAAUGACCACGGAUUAAAAGGCUGAGCUCUGGAAGAAAGGAAGGUUAAAAAAAAAAAAAUAAUAAAAAAAAAAGAAAAAAUAAAAAAAAAAAAGAAAAAAAAAAAAAAAAAAAAAAAAAAAAAAAAAGAAGGAGAGGGAGAGGUAGAGGAAAAAAUAAAAAAAUAAAAAAAAAAAAACAAAAAAAAAAAAAAAAAAAAAAAAAAAGUAAAGAAGGAAAGAGAGGGGGGGGGGGGGGGGGGGGGGGGGGGGGGGGGGGGGGGGGGGGGGGGGGGGGUUCUCAAUCGCAAUAAAGUAGGAGUCGUAAUCGGAGACACAAGCCAGACGCAGAGGAGUAAACAACAAAAAUCGAAGCUGUUAGGGUGACGGAUUCAGCUGACUCCUCAAUGCGCCUAAAACUUAGAAAAUGUACAUAAGUGUAAAUGGUGCUGUGGCCUUUUUGUAGGUUGUUCGUUUAUUAUUUCUUAUACUUUGAUAACUGUGAUUGUAGAGUUAAGAGUUGCUUUGUUUUGUUUUGACAAAUAAAAACUGUCAACUACAACUCAAACAAGUUUAUAUGAGAAAGUAAACUACUCUUAACAAACAUAUAUUUCGUGACUGUGUGACUCUGUGUACAAGGGAGAUGGUUUCGCAAGUGAGUAUCAAGAUGGCGUCGCUAGUGACAGCUGUUUUCCAUUUCUUUUCUCUCUGAUAGAUUCCAGCAGUAAGUAUAUAUAUCAGUACGACUCCAAAGCCUUAUUUCUGUUUUCACUGGUGAACAAGCCAGGAUGGGCACCUGUUAAACUGCCUCAAACGGGAAAAUAUAGUUCUAGCCAAUAUUCGAUCCGUUUUCAUUCAUCGUAUGGACCCACAUUCGGUGGAGGACAUGACAUUUACAUUUCCAACUCCGCGUCAUCCAAUAGCUAUUCAUACAGCCAGCUUGACUAUACUUACAGCCCACCGAGCGGGUACAGCUACGGCAGCACCUUCGCCAAAACAUUCCUGGCAGGAACUUCCAGCUUUACUCCAGACGAAGUAGAAACCUUUUACGAGUCAAACUAA
Porites evermanni is the source of this 3458-nucleotide messenger RNA. The record is from the annotation of a GenBank genome assembly. Lineage: Eukaryota; Metazoa; Cnidaria; Anthozoa; Scleractinia; Poritidae.